Salmo salar (Atlantic salmon) is the source of this 2361-nucleotide messenger RNA. Lineage: Eukaryota; Metazoa; Chordata; Actinopteri; Salmoniformes; Salmonidae. The record is from RefSeq and is a predicted model, not a curated record.
AUGUCUGAACCCAAGUCCACAGAGUCCCCAGGUUCUGGGUGUGGUGUUCCAGCCCAGAGAACCUCAAAGCAGAGUCCAGAUAUGGUCUCAGUGAAGCUGGAGGACUGCAGUCAACCACUGGAAGUCAAUGUGAUUGUUAAAGAAGAGGCAGAGGAGAGAGCAGUCAAAGAGGAGGCAGAGGAGAGAGCAGUCAAAGAGGAAGAAAAGGAGGAGGAGGAGAAAGCCAUCACAGAGGCGAUGGAGGAAAGACCACUCAAAGAGGAGCUGAAGGAGAGCGGAGUCAAAGAGGAGGAGAGUCCAAUCAAAGAAGAGAACAGAGAUGUGUCUGCUCCAGAUCUAGAGGAAGUAGAUGGUAUCACUGAUCCAGGAGAGAUCUCCAACCCAGGUUCAGACAGUGAGCCCAGUUCCACAGCAUCAGGAAACCAUAAACAACACAGACAGAGGAACUCAAGACAGAAACAUCACCACUGCAUGGACUGCUUGACCAGUUUCUAUGAGCCAGAGGAGUUGAGAAGACACACUUGUAGACCCCACCCCUGUUCAGAUUGCAGAGGCAGUUUUAUUUGCACAACUCACCUCAAAUCACACCAACAGACUCACAGAAUAAAGAAGACUUACCCGUGUGAUCAAUGUGGGAAGAGCUUUCCGACACCAAGCAAACUAAUGACUCACCAGAAAACUCACACAGGAGAGAAGCCUUACCACUGCUCUCAAUGUGGGACGAGCGUCAGUAAUUUAGCGCAUCUAAAGCGACACCAGAGGAUAAUACACCUGGGAGAGAAGCCUUACCACUGCUCUCAGUGUGAUACACGCUUCAGUCAGGCAGGACACCUGAAGAGACACCAGCGAACUCACACAGGAGAGAAGCCUUACCACUGCUCUCAGUGUGGGAAGAGCGUCAGUAAUUUAGCACAUCUAAAGCGACACCAGAGGAUAAUACACCUGGGAGAGAAGCCUUACCACUGCUCUCAGUGUGAUACACGCUUCAGUCAGGCAGGACACCUGAAGAGACACCAGCGAACUCACACAGGAGAGAAGCCUUACCACUGCUCUCAGUGUGGGAAGAGCUUUGGUCGGGCAGGAUCUCUGAAGAGACACCAGAUUACUCACACAGAAGAGAAGCCUUAUCACUGCUCUCAAUGUGGGGAUAACUUCACCAGUUUAUAUUUCCUAAAGAAACACCAGAUAACUCACACAGGAGAGCAGCCUUACCACUGUUCUCAGUGUGGGAAGAGCUUCAGUCAGGCAGGAGACCUGAAGCAACACCAGCGAACUCACUCAGGAGAGAAGCCAUACCACUGCUCUCAGUGUGGGAAGCGGUUUGGUUGGGAACGAGCUCUAAAGACACACCAGCUAACUCACACAGAGGAGAAGCCUUACCACUGCUCUCAGUGUGGGAGGAGCUUCAGUCAGACAGCACACCUGAAGAAACACCAGCUAACUCACACAGGAGAGACGCUUUACAACUGCUCUCAAUGUGGGAAGGGUUUCAGUCGACCAGCACACCUAACGAGACACCAGCGAACUCACACCGGAGAGAAGCCUUACCACUGCUCUCAGUGUGAUACACGCUUCAGUCAGGCAGGACACCUGAAGACACACCAGCGAACUCACACCGGAGAGAAGCCUUACCACUGCUCUCAGUGUGGGAAGAGCUUUGGUCGGGCAGGAUCUCUGAAGACACACCAGAUUACUCACACAGAAGAGAAGCCUUAUCACUGCUCUCAAUGUGGGGAUAACUUCACCAGUUUAUAUUUCCUAAAGAAACACCAGAUAACUCACACAUGAGAGCAGCCUUACCACUGUUCUCAGUAUGGGAAGAGCUUCAGUCAGACAGGAGACCUGAAGCAACACCAGCGAACUCACUCAGGAGAGAAGCCAUACCACUGCUCUCAGUGUGGGAAGUGGUUUGGUUGGGAGCGAGCUCUAAAGACACACCAGCUAACUCACACAGAGGAAAAGCCUUACCACUGCUCUCAGUGUGGGAGGAGCUGCAGUCAGACAGCAGACCUAAAGAGACACCAGCUAACACACAGCGGAGAGAAGCCUUACCACUGCUCUCAGUUUGGGAAGAGUUUCAGGCAUUUAACAACUCUGAAGAUGCACCAGAUGUGAAGCUUUUCCACUGCUGUUAGUGUGGGAAGAGUUUUAAAUGCCUAAAAGAACAUCAGAAGAUGUUGCCCCAAAACUGACCUUUUAUAAUGGUGUUGCCAAGUUCGGCAUCUAACAAUAUUGAUUGAGUUUAUUUAUAAAUUUAUUUAUAUAUAUUUUUUUCCAACCUGAUGUACAUUGUCAUAUAAAAAAUGUACCAAAGCGUAUGAAAUAUGACAUGAGGGUUACAUUUAAAUUAAAGUGUCUAUU